GUGGCGGCCAUGGCGGGACAAGAGGAUCCUGUGCAGCGGGAAAUUCACCAGGACUGGGCGAACCAGGAGUACAUUGAAAUCAUCACAAGCAGCAUCAAGAAAAUCGUGGACUUUCUCAACUCGUUCUAUAUGUCUUGUCGUUCAAGACCUGCAACACUAAAUGAGAAAUUGACAGCCCUUGAACGGAGAAUAGAGUACAUUGAAGCAAGGGUGACAAAAGGUGACCCUCACCUAGGACUGUGCCAGACUGCUGCUGAGAAGGAAGUUGCUUUACAGGCCUAUGUGGGAAAGGUCCCAGCAGCCUUCACUUCUCUCUCCUUAAAGAGCAACAGGGCUUAUUCUUGUUUUUCUUUCUUCAAAAAUGUGGCCUUCGGGCUCUGCCAUGUUCAUCUGGCAGUGUGAUAUGGCAUGUGGGGAGAAGUCCAGGGGAACUCUUGAAAACAUUAGGCAUUUUACCUUUUCAGUAACAUAUUGUAAAACUACUUGUCAAUGUAUUUGAAGCACUCAGAGCCAAAAGCCUGGGACUCUUUAUUAAGGUCCUCCCCAUAUCUCUCUCUCUCUCUCUCUCUCUCUCUCUCUCUCUCUCUCUCUCUCUCUCUCUCUCAGAUUUUCCUUACAGUUCUCAUUGCCUUUGCAUUGAUUCUAUAGACAGUCUUUUCUCCUCCCUACCUUUGUUGGGAGGUAGCAGACAGUCCUGGUUGAGAGACUCAUGCCCUGGCAAGGUGGCUGCCAGAGAAUGUUGUUGCUAAUCUACCAGCUUUUUGUCCUUAUGGGGAGUCAAGACCAGGUCUCCACUUGGCUUGAAGGGACACUUUCAGAUUUUUCUUUCUGUCACUUGCGGUGUUUGCCUCUGAUAUUUCCCUAAU
This is a messenger RNA of Myotis daubentonii (Daubenton's bat), 866 nucleotides long. RefSeq names its product protein BRICK1-like. NCBI's taxonomy places the organism in Eukaryota, Metazoa, Chordata, Mammalia, Chiroptera, Vespertilionidae. Bases 10 to 402 code for a protein of 130 amino acids. The transcript has a single exon. The record is from RefSeq and is a predicted model, not a curated record.